AUGCCUCGGUACCCAACCGCUCUGUGGUACACAACCGCUCCUCGGUACACAACCAUGCCUCAGUACACAACAGCUCCUCGGUACCCACCUGCUCCUCGGUACCCACCUGCUCCUUGGCGGUUUACUUUGUGUGGAGCAAGUACAACCCGUGCCGAUUCUUUGUCCUCAGGUCAUGGGGGCGUCCCAGGGGACUUCGAACUAGAAGAUGCCCUGUACGACCUCAGCACCAAGCAACCCACUCCCAAGGGCCCCAGAAAGCCGGCAGGUGGGACAGGCUUUGAUUUGGCUGAUUACUUUGACACCCCUCUGGAGACCACCACCAAACCAGCCAAGCCGACUCCGAAGCCCUUCCCCAGGCCAGGGAAGCCAGACAACAGCUUUUGGGAUGUCAUCCGCACCACCACGACCAAGCAGCCAAAAACUACGAGGGCGCCCCCCAAGCAUAAGCCAGCAAAGGAUCCUAUGGAUUUUGACUUGGCUGAUGCCCUUGAUGAUAAGAAUGAUGGGAAAGAUGCUGGAAGGCCGGACAUAAGGCCAGGCGAAGCAUUUUCAGACGACGACCUGGCUGGCAUCGUGGACGGCGGCUACAGCCCGGACAAGAACAAAGGUGCCGGGGGCAGCACCGACAGCGACUACGGCGGAGAUGGGAUGGGAUGGACUGGGACGAUCGCCGGCAUCGCCAGCGCCCUGGCCAUGGCGCUCAUCGGGGCCGUCUCCAGCUACAUCUCCUACCAGCAGAAGAAGUUCUGCUUCAGCAUCCAGCAGGGACUUAACGCGGAAUAUGUGAAAGGCGAGAACAUGGAAGCUGUCGUAAGCGAGGAGCCCCAAGUUAAAUAUUCAGUACUGGAAACACAGUCAGCAGAACCACCAAAACAAGACAGCGCGAAGAUGUAAAGCGUGACCCGGGGCUAGAAAAGAAUCAGCAGCAACCGGAGAUCUUACAUGCUUGUAAUUUAGCUUUUUAUUUAAUUUGAGUCCAAAGCUAUUUAAUGUGUACUUUGGCUUUAGGGUUAGAGUGGUAGUAGGUGUUUAUUUUUUUGUAAAGAGGUAUAUGUUUACAUCUGGGUAAUAUUGUAGGUUUGAUGUCCAGUUGUAUGCGAACCAACAGGCGGUGCUUCAGUAGUGGUCAGUUCUCAGUUAAGGGACAAGGUCUUUCUCAAGGAGCAGAAGAGGAGCAAAGUGCCUGUAAAUAGCAACCCAAAGCAAACCAUUCAAAGCCCUUCGUUCAAGCACCUCCAGCCAACCUCUGCCAUCAGCUAUGGACACGUUGCUUCCAAUGGCGGUGAUGGAAACCGCACAUUUCCUGAGGGUAGAUGGUGGGGUUUAGUGUAGCUACGCCUAAAAAUAAAGUGCCUAUGGGUAGGGCCUCAGGUGGGGCCUCGGGCUGGGGCAGGUGACUCCCUGCUCCGAAGCCAGGAGCUGAGGAGGCUUCACCAC
Messenger RNA from Egretta garzetta (little egret), 1437 nucleotides. RefSeq names its product CD99 molecule like 2 (gene CD99L2). Bases 1 to 894 code for a protein of 297 amino acids. The record is from RefSeq and is a predicted model, not a curated record. NCBI's taxonomy places the organism in Eukaryota, Metazoa, Chordata, Aves, Pelecaniformes, Ardeidae. The transcript has 11 exons.